CCCGUCUUUCUGCACAGAUCCAGCAACAACUCUCGUCUUGUGUUUUUCUUUUACAGAAGAGACCGUGGUGAAUGAAUGUGGUGGAGAUUGGGGACGAGGACUUUGAAAAGGAUCUCUGGGUUAUACUGUAGUGGAGUCUUCAUUAAAAGUAUCUCGCCAGUGCGGCAUGCCAAUCUUAGGGAUUUGAAGGGAGAGGAGGAGACGAGAAGGGGUCAAUACAUAUUCACUCAGGGCACCAAGCUGAUAGUAACAGCCCAUCAGCUCCCUGCACCGUCAGUGGUGGUCUUUCAACCUUCAGAAGAAGAGCUCUCUAAAGGCACAGCCACUCUGGUUUGCCUGGUGAGCAAGCUGUCCGGGGCUCUCGUUGACAUCAGCUGGACAGCCAAUGAGACAGCAGUGACCAGCGAAGUCCCGCCCAGCCGGCCCUCCAGGGAGUCUGAUGGCACCUUCAGUGUGAGCAGCUGCCUGACCAUCUCCGCGGCAGAGUGGAGGGAGGACAGAGUCUAUUCCUGUAUCGUACAGCAGGGGGCCUCGCUCACCCAGCGCUCCAUACAGCAAUCUCGCUGCUAGUAAUCAGAGAGCAGCUUCACAUUGUGUGCCCUUCUCUUUGUAUGGUGCAUGCUAUCAGUCUGUGGUUCUUAUUGCAAGUUCUCAAAUAUUGUGUUGUAUUAUUUUAAGUCUGUGUAUUCUGUUAAGGUGACUGAGUUCAGGAGCAGCUCCUCAGUUCAAGUUGCCUGCCAUAGACUAGAUCAGCCAAAAUGUAUUUUUAUUAGUAAGCGCCAGCAUCAUCGAGUGUACUUCUGUGCAUUGCCAGCAAAACAAAUACAAACGUGAGAUUAAAAGAUUGAUCCUCUUACUUCUCAAUAUGUUGUACAUAUAUCUUGAUAUUGAAGUGUGAUGAAACUGACUCAAUAAUGUAAUAAAUAUAAUGCGUCAAAGAUGGGCUGGAGAUCUUAAUAUACUUCACCUACUGCUGGUAAACUGAAUAAUCAUACCCAUGGCUAGAAAUGACUAGUUCAGAAGAUGCGGGGCUAUGGGAUUAUCUGUAUUGCAAUUUGUAACUAGUGUUUAGAAGUUCAGCUCAAACCCACAACUUCAUUGGGAAUUUGAAAGGAUCCUG
Messenger RNA from Acipenser ruthenus (sterlet), 1120 nucleotides. RefSeq names its product Ig lambda chain C region. Bases 76 to 570 code for a protein of 164 amino acids. The record is from RefSeq and is a predicted model, not a curated record. The transcript has 3 exons. Gene Ontology annotation, biological process: antigen processing and presentation of exogenous peptide antigen via MHC class II; peptide antigen assembly with MHC class II protein complex; positive regulation of T cell activation. Gene Ontology annotation, cellular component: MHC class II protein complex. NCBI's taxonomy places the organism in Eukaryota, Metazoa, Chordata, Actinopteri, Acipenseriformes, Acipenseridae. Gene Ontology annotation, molecular function: MHC class II protein complex binding.